This is a messenger RNA of Planococcus citri (citrus mealybug), 1905 nucleotides long. RefSeq names its product coiled-coil domain-containing protein 174. NCBI's taxonomy places the organism in Eukaryota, Metazoa, Arthropoda, Insecta, Hemiptera, Pseudococcidae. The transcript is spliced from 7 exons. Bases 129 to 1577 code for a protein of 482 amino acids. Gene Ontology annotation, cellular component: nucleus. The record is from RefSeq and is a predicted model, not a curated record.
ACAUUUUCUUUCAAGAAAAUUUUCUCUUGACGAAAAAUUAAUUUUUCCUUUGCGUUUGCAGUUUGUUAAAAUAGUUAUAGCUUGAAAUAAUAUGUAUAUCAGUUUUUUGACGUUUUAAAAUCAUCAGGAUGCAUCACCAGAAUCUUCUAAACUUGGAUAAAUCUGCUUUUAUCGGUCUACAAGCGGAGCUAGCUCGAAAAAAAGAAGAAGUAAAAAAUCUCUCUCGAAGCACAUCGAGAAAACCUACCAAACUAGGUUUUAAGAAUAGCAUCAAGGAACCUCCUACUACAAAAGUGAAGGGCCCCAAAAAAGAGGUGGUUGAAGAUGUAGAAGAUUCUGUGUUGCAAUAUGCUCAGAACGCUUUAAUAGCGAAAAGUCAGCUAUACGAUAAGCUUCGUAAUAAAGAAGUUGCCACUGACGAUCCGGAAAAAUUUUUAGUUGAUUUUGAUGCCAAAACUGAUCAUAAAGGUGGAGAAGAUUCUUGCGAUUCUUUUUCUGAUCAUAAUGAUGAUCCGGAAGAUGACUGGGUGGAAUAUACAGAUACCUUGGGUCGUUCUAGAACAUGUCUACGUAAAGAUCUUCCGUAUUAUAAAAAACUCAACGAAGACUUGAAACCUGAAGAAGAACCCGAAGAGAAACCCAAAGAAGAAGAUAUCGCCAAACAAUCGGAAGAGUUACAGCUAUGGUAUCAAAAACGAGACGAAUUAAGACAAAAAUGGGAAGAAGAAGAAAAAGUUCUGUCGACAAAACGUGAUAUUCAUUACCAAGACGUCCUUUUCAGCGAGGCUCGUACACAUGGUGUCGGUUACUAUAGUUUUUCACAUGAUGAAACUGAACGUCAAAGGCAGCAAGAAGAAUUGAAGAAGAUGCGAGAAGAGACUGAAAAAAGUCAACGUCGUAAUAUGACCAUUAAAGAGAGACGAGAUCAACAAAUGAAACAACGAUUAGAAGCAGCUAAACGACGAAAAAGAGAGAGAUUAGGUUUACCUCCGGAGGCUGAAAUUGGAGAAGAACCUGUGAACGAACUGGAAAAAUUCGAGGGUGAAAAAGUCGAAGAAAAAACAGAACAGAAAGACGAAAUGACUAAGAAGGUAGAAGAAUAUCUAGCCAAUGUGAAACGAUCGGCGCAUAUACGACCUUGGGAUUUUGGCAAAGCCGGUGUUCAACCUCCAGUUAUGUCGCAAGAACAAUGGAAUGAAAAACAACGAUCUCAACGAAACAAAGAGUUUGCUCCUCCUACGGCGUAUAAAGAAUCUACUCCUAUUCCGAUCGAGAUCCCCGAAUCGAGUAAUUCUGGUUUAUAUUUCACUUCGAAAAGACCCAAAUUUUCUCAAAGCUCCGAAAAACGUACUCCAAUCAAACCGGAGUAUUCUGUCGAAGAGGAAGAAUCAUUUGAACCGAAACCUAGAGGACAAGGAGCUGAAAUAGCACCGCCUACGUCGUACGAUAAGUCAACUAAACUUCCUAAACCGAAACAGUCCGAUCUAGCUGAUUCUAUCGAAGCUGGUCUUCAAUUUUUAAGAAAUCAGGCCGAUAAAAAAGUAUCGAGUAGACCUAGGCCAAGUUUUGAUCUCUGACGGAAAGAGCAAUAUUCGAGUUUUGUAAGGUCCUGUAAUUGAUAAAAUAAUGAAAUAUUUUCCAGUACGAAGAUUUAUUAUGCAAUUCACAACUACAAGGUACAACCUUAUGUCUUAUAACAUGAAAAAUUCAGGUAAAAAAUAAAUACUUGAUAAUUGUGCUCUAUAAAGCAUUGGAUAAGAUAUACUAAAACCCGAUGUCACCGUUUUCAUUUCUUGUGUUUUUUCUUCGGAGAAACCUGAAGAAAUAAGAUGUUAUAUUAUAUGUAUUUUUGUGCGUAUUUUUCAUUAUUUAAUAGAAUACCACUUAUUUACCUUUCGUUUCGAA